AUGAAGCGAUGGGGUCAGGGGGCGAUGCUGUCAGGGGGCGAUGCUGUCAGGGGCGAUGCUGUCAGGGGGCGACGCUGUCAGGGAGCGAUGCUGUCAGGGGGCGAUGCUGUCAGGGGACGAUGGGGUCAGGGGGCGAUGGGGUCAGAGGGCGAUGAGGUCAGGGGGCGACGCUGUCAGGGAGCGAUGCUGUCAGGGGGCGAUGCUGUCAGGGGCGAUGCUGUCAGGGGGCGACGCUGUCAGGGAGCGAUGCUGUCAGGGGACGAUGCUGUCAGGGGCGAUGCUGUCAGGGGGCGAUGCUGUCAGGGGGCGAUGCUGUCAGGGGACGAUGCUGUCAGGGAGCGAUGGGGUCAGGGGGCGAUGGGGUCAGAGGGCGAUGAGGUCAGGGGGCGAUGGGGUCAGGGGGCGAUGCUGUCAGGGGGCGAUGGGGUCAGGGGGCGAUGGGGUCAGGGGGCGAUGGGGUCAGAGGGCGAUGGGGUCAGGGGCGAUGGGGUCAGGGGCGAUGGGGUCAGGGAGCGAUGGGGUCAGGGAGCGAUGGGGUCAGGGGGCGAUGGGGUCAGGGGGCGAUGGGGUCAGGGAGCGAUGGGGUCAGGGGGCGAUGCUGUCAGGGAGCGAUGGGGUCAGGGGGCGAUGCUGUCAGGGAGCGAUGGGGUCAGGGGGCGAUGGGGUCAGGGGGCGAUGGGGUCAGGGGGCGAUGGGGUCAGGGAGCGAUGGGGUCAGGGGGCGAUGCUGUUGGGGGCGAUGGGGUCAGGGGGCGAUGGGGUCAGGGGGAGCUGUUGUCAGGGAGCGAUGCUGUCAGGGAGCGAUGGGGUCAGGGGGCGAUGGGGUCAGAGGGCGAUGCUGUCAGGGAGCGAUGGAGUCAGGGGGCGAUGGGGUCAGGGGGCGAUGGGGCCAGGGGGCGAUGGGGUCAGGGGGAGAUGGGGUCAGGGGGCGAUGGAGUCAGGGGGCGAUGCUGUCAGGGGGCGAUGGGGCCAGGGGGCGAUGGGGUCAGGGGGCGAUGGGGUCAGGGGGCGAUGGAGUCAGGGGGCGAUACUGUCAGGGGGCGAUGGGGUCAGGGGGCGAUGGGGUCAGGGGGCGAUGGGGUCAGGGGGCGAUGGAGUCAGGGGGCGAUGGGGUCAGGGGGCGAUGGGGUCAGGGGGCGAUGGGGUCAGGGGGCGAUGCUGUCAGGGAGCGAUGGGGUCAGGGGGCGAUGGGGUCAGAGGGCGAUGGGGUCAGGGGGCGAUGGGGUCAGGGGGCGAUGCUGUCAGGGAGCGAUGGGGUCAGGGGGCGAUGGGGUCAGAGGGCGAUGAGGUCAGGGGGCGAUGGGGUCAGGGGGCGAUGCUGUCAGGGGGCGAUGGGGUCAGGGGGCGAUGGGGUCAGGGGGCGAUGGGGUCAGAGGGCGAUGGGGUCAGGGGGCGAUGGGGUCAGGGAGCGAUGGGGUCAGGGAGCGAUGGGGUCAGGGGGCGAUGGGGUCAGGGGGCGAUGGGGUCAGGGAGCGAUGGGGUCAGGGGGCGAUGCUGUCAGGGAGCGAUGGGGUCAGGGGGCGAUGCUGUCAGGGAGCGAUGGGGUCAGGGGGCGAUGGGGUCAGGGGGCGAUGGGGUCAGGGGGCGAUGGGGUCAGGGAGCGAUGGGGUCAGGGGGCGAUGCUGUUGGGGGCGAUGGGGUCAGGGGGCGAUGGGGUCAGGGGGAGCUGUUGUCAGGGAGCGAUGCUGUCAGGGAGCGAUGGGGUCAGGGGGCGAUGGGGUCAGAGGGCGAUGCUGUCAGGGAGCGAUGGAGUCAGGGGGCGAUGGGGUCAGGGGGCGAUGGGGCCAGGGGGCGAUGGGGUCAGGGGGAGAUGGGGUCAGGGGGCGAUGGAGUCAGGGGGCGAUGCUGUCAGGGGGCGAUGGGGCCAGGGGGCGAUGGGGUCAGGGGGCGAUGGGGUCAGGGGGCGAUGGAGUCAGGGGGCGAUGCUGUAAGGGGGAGAUGGAGCCAGGGGGCGAUGGGGUCAGGGGGCGAUGGGGUCAGGGGGCGAUGGGGUCAGGGGGCGAUGGGGUCAGGGGUCGAUGGGGUCAGGGGGCGAUGGGGUCAGGGGGCGAUGGGGUCAGGGGGCGAUGGGGUCAGGGGGCGAUGGGGUCAGGGGGCGAUGGGGUCAGGGGGCGAUGCUGUCAGGGGGCGAUGGGGUCAGGGGGCGAUGGAGUCAGGGGGCGAUGGGGUCAGGGGGCGAUGGGGUCAGGGGGCGAUGGGGUCAGGGGGCGAUGGGGUCAGAGAGUGUUGGAUGUUCCUGAACUUCAAAUCCACAUUUACACCAUAA
Molecule: messenger RNA, 2265 nt
Organism: Salvelinus fontinalis (brook trout)
Lineage: Eukaryota; Metazoa; Chordata; Actinopteri; Salmoniformes; Salmonidae
Product: spidroin-1-like
Exons: 1
Coding region: 1-2265 (754 amino acids)
Source: RefSeq, a predicted model, not a curated record